AUGUCGAAUUUGACUUCAAUCUUCCAAAAGUAUGUCGCUGUCAUCGAUGAAACCAGAAAAGAACAAGGUGAAAGGAAUGAGCACAUUAAAGAAGAAGGGCAGGAGGACUUGGGAAAUUCUGAUGAAAUACGUGAAAUUGUUAAUGAUUCCUUUAUCAAGGAAUGUGCCAAGCUAUUAAAAUUUCUCAUUGAGUUAAAUAGGGUUAUAAAAGAAAUUGAGAAAAACUAUAUGGAUGAUUUAAAUAUGACCGAUGCAGAAAAGGACGAGUUUGAUAUGGAAUGUAGACUGCAAAUUCAACAGUAUUUUAAAAAAUUCGAGUUCCUAGAAAAUUAUGAAAUGGAAAGACACAGCUUGUUACUCAAAAAGUUUCAAUCAAAACCUCAUAAAUGGUCAAAUUUACUUUCUAAUAAAAGCAAUAAUGGUAAACAGGUAACGCAUCCACAAGACUUUGAAAAAGGUGUCCACGAAUUUAGAUUGGGUGUCCUACGAUGUUUAAAUCUAUGGAUAAAAUAUGUUUCUUCCAAAUUCACUACCAUCCAACAAGAAAGAUUGAUAUCAGAGAACAAGAUGAAUUUUAAUUCCACGCCUGUGCCCACUUUAUCCAACAAUGCAGAUGAUUUCUCAGCAGACGCAAUAGAUAUUUCGGUAUCACAAUCUGCUCCCGUCGAAACAGUGCAAGACGAGGUAAAGCACUAUGAAGAGACGAUAUCCAAACUGACCCAGGUGCAACUACAAGUAUUAGAAACAGAACAUUCGGAACUAUUAAACCAAAAAAACGAGCAAUUGAAAAAAGUAGAGACCAUAAACAAAACAAUCUUAGACGUUGUUAAUAUACAGAAUGAAUUAUCUAAUCAUCUAACAGUACAAUCUCAGAAUAUCAAUCUAAUGCUGAAUAAUCAAGAUGAUAUUGAGGUAAAUAUAAAAAAGGGGAAUAAAGAAUUGCGUAAGGCAAAAAGAGCCGCUGGGAGAACCGCUAAGAUGACCACUUAUGGUGCCAUUGCCAUGGGCAUUUUUAUCCUACUCCUAGAUUAUGUGAGUUAA
Messenger RNA from Saccharomyces kudriavzevii IFO 1802, 1041 nucleotides. RefSeq names its product Ufe1p (gene UFE1). The transcript has a single exon. Bases 1 to 1041 code for a protein of 346 amino acids. Gene Ontology annotation, cellular component: endoplasmic reticulum; SNARE complex. The record is from RefSeq and is a predicted model, not a curated record. Gene Ontology annotation, biological process: retrograde vesicle-mediated transport, Golgi to endoplasmic reticulum. Lineage: Eukaryota; Fungi; Ascomycota; Saccharomycetes; Saccharomycetales; Saccharomycetaceae.